AUGCUGACUUCGGAGAAGUGUUUUAUUUGGCUGUUGAUGGUGUGUGGCAUGAUGCCAUUUCGACUCAAUGCAACAUCGGGUCGUUUUGUGGAAAGUAUAGUAUACUACUGGGCUUGCGUUUUUCUGAGUGUACUAUACGCAAUAUUCGCCCCACUCAUUUAUUGGAACGGAAUUGGAAGUGUAAUGCAUCCGAGCACCCCUUUGGUCAACUACAUGAUAGUGAUGCAAUUUGUCUUCACGUACUCUGUGGUCCUUCUAUCCCGUUUCGAAGCCAUUACCCAAUGUGGUAAGCUAAUGCACCUGCUGAAUUCCAUAUUACACCUGCGUGAGAAAACGUCUCUACACACAGAUGUCUCUUUGUUUGAGAAAAGGUUAGCACGACUUCUUUGGUUUAAAGUGAUCGUCUUUGAUUUUGCCAUGUUGAUCAUAUGUGGGGCCUUUUUUAACCCGAUGCAAGGACGUACCCUAUGGAAUAUGAUCGUGGGAUAUGGUAACAUGAUGCUAGUGAGCACCAUGAACAUGACCGUCAACUUUCUUCUGGCGGUCUUGUACCGGGCGGAGCAUAUUUAUUGUCAGAUAAAUGUUCGAGUUGUUGAGAUUAUGCAGGGCACUAAAACCCCGAACGAAAUCGUCAAACUGUACCUUCAGCAUACCGACACCACCGUUACCGUGCAGGGCAUGUUGGAGAUUCUGAGCAUACCGUUGCUACUGCUUAACUUGUGGUACUUUUUCGUCGUAGUUUUUGCGGUCUUCUACACUUACACUAGCGUGGUGCAGGAUAUGCGUAGUGGAGGACAUUUUAACAUCGCAAAUCCAAUUACUUUCCUUGUAAGCGAAGUAGGACAGAUUUAUUAUAUGGUCACAGCGUCCCAGAAGUUUACAGAAAGUGCACGCUCUAUCAUUCAAUCUUUGUCAUGCUCCACGAACAGGAUGGUGGACGAUACGAACGAUCAAGCGGUUGAGCUACUCACAAUCGAGUACCUGAGUCGGGACUAUACCGUUCGCAUCAAAGGGUUGUACACAAUAGACAACACAAUGCUUUUUUCCGUGAGUAAUAAAGUUAAGAAAGAAGUCAUCAUCAUAUUUCCCACUGACGAAAAUUACCGUUUCACAGAUUGUUGCUAGUACGACCAGUUACAUGAUUAUAUUAGUGCAAUUCUACCUCCAGGAAUAAAAGAAAUACCAAUACCGUAGAUCGCAGGAUAUGC
Molecule: messenger RNA, 1208 nt
Organism: Anopheles coustani
Lineage: Eukaryota; Metazoa; Arthropoda; Insecta; Diptera; Culicidae
Exons: 3
Coding region: 1-1125 (374 amino acids)
Biological process (GO): sensory perception of taste
Cellular component (GO): membrane
Source: RefSeq, a predicted model, not a curated record